AUGUCCCAAUUUGACAAACAUGUCACCAUUCACCACCAACCUUCAUAUCCUUCCCCAGGUCAUCCCACCGUGUCAAAAAAGUCACCAUUCACCACCAAACUGCAAUCUCCCCAUCGAUUCCCAACCCAACAGUCACCAUUCACCUACCACACCUUGUCUAAUCUCUUUCAGUCAUCCCAACCCUUGUCCAAACAGCUCCAACAUUCACCACCAACGUCUUUUCGGUCAUUCCCCAAACCUGUCAAAACAGUCACCACCUUCACCACCACCUGUCAAUCUCACACCAGUCAGUUUCCCAAUCCUUGCCGCAAACGCGUCACAGUUCACACCAAGCCACCUGUCAUCUCUUCCCGGUCAUUCACACAAGCCUGGAUCACAGUCACUCAACCAGCCAAGCCUGUCAAUCUUACCCAUGUCAUUCCCCAACCCUGCCAAAACAUGUCACCAAUGUCCAACCCACCAACCAUUCUCUCUUCCAGUCCAUUCCCAACCUGUUCAAACAGUCACCAGUCUCUCGAGCGCGAGCGACAUCUCUCGCCAGUCGAUUUCCCAACCUGUCCAAAACGGUCACCAGCCACCACCCAACCCUGGUCAAAUCUCCCUUCCCAGUCACUCCCAACCAAACAGUCAACAUUCACACCAACGCUGUCAAUUCUCUUACACAGUCAUUACCCAACUGUCAAAACAGUCACCAUUUCACCACCAAGCCUGUCAAAUCUCUGCGAGGUCACUCCCAACCUGCAAACCACUCUCACUGUCCAAUGA
Messenger RNA from Penaeus vannamei (Pacific white shrimp), 765 nucleotides. Lineage: Eukaryota; Metazoa; Arthropoda; Malacostraca; Decapoda; Penaeidae. The record is from RefSeq and is a predicted model, not a curated record.